AUGGGUAGACCCUUGGCUAUUGCGGUGGCCGAAACAUCUUAUCCUGCGGUGUUGGUGGCCGGACUGGCCGUUGGACUGGGAAUUUUAUACCUCAUCGGUAUAAUUAUCUACAAUGUCUACUUCCACCCUCUGGCGCGAUUCCCCGGUCCCAAGUCCUUCGCAGCGACACGGAUCCCAUACAUACGAACCAUCUUAAAGGGUCGUAUACCCCAAACCAUCAGGGGAUCUACACGUAAAAUACGGCAAAGUGAUUCGCAUUGCCCCGGACGAACUGUCAUUCGUCGAUGGCGACGCCUGGAAACCCAUAUAUGGAACUCGUCCCGGCCAUGGCCAAAAGCCAAAGGAUGUCGGGUAUUCCCACCCACCGCAAAUAAUGUCCCCAGCAUCAUCAAUCCAACGAUGCGGAUCAUUCUCGAUUCAGGCGUCUACUAUCGCAUGCAUUCUCCGAGCUCGCUCCGAGGCCAAGAGCCAAUCGUCAGAGGCUACAUCGAUCUUUUGAUUCAGCGUCUGCAUGAGAAUGCCAAUGAUGAGAACAAGCCCGUCGACAUGGUGUCGUGGUACAACUACACCACGUUCGACGUUAUCGGGAGACCUAGCAUUUGGGGAGCCAUUUGGUUUGUCUCGAAGAGUCAGAUACCAUCCAUGGGUGAAGUUUAUCUUGGGGAACAUCAAAUUCGGUGCCUAUUCUAA
Molecule: messenger RNA, 690 nt
Organism: Aspergillus tanneri
Lineage: Eukaryota; Fungi; Ascomycota; Eurotiomycetes; Eurotiales; Aspergillaceae
Exons: 2
Coding region: 1-690 (229 amino acids)
Molecular function (GO): oxidoreductase activity, acting on paired donors, with incorporation or reduction of molecular oxygen; iron ion binding; monooxygenase activity
Source: RefSeq, a predicted model, not a curated record